Messenger RNA from Phaeodactylum tricornutum CCAP 1055/1, 1624 nucleotides. RefSeq lists its product with no specific name. The coding region runs from base 1 to 1590 and encodes 529 amino acids. The transcript has a single exon. The record is from RefSeq and is a predicted model, not a curated record. NCBI's taxonomy places the organism in Eukaryota, Bacillariophyta, Bacillariophyceae, Surirellales, Neidiaceae.
AUGCGAUUUAAGGAUGAGCCGUCGUAUCUGUUGCAGAACGCGGAGGAAGGUAAAGUACAAGACAAUAUUGAAGUGGAGCGAUUCGGUCAUUUGCCUCCUGGAAUGCUUGAUACUGAGACAAGCUUGGGCAAAAAUUCCCUCAGCAACGAAACAAUUGAGGAGGAUUCUUUUCCAUCUCCUGUCGAGAUCAGCCAGGCUGGAAAUGUAACGGAUGCAGACUCCAUCGCAGCCGACAGCAACUCGACGCAGCCAUACUUGCAGGCCAAUGAUACUGGCUUUUCAGGUCGACAUACAAUUCAGUCAAUUGCAAAAACUUAUGCGAACAAGUCAGGGACUUUCGUUUCGGAGAAUAAAUUUAAUACGAUGUUUGCCGGCCCAACGGGCGCCCACGAUAAGUCUCCAAUCAUCGAGAUACCGUCGAUUGUUGAUGUCAUUGAUGGAAAUUUCGAAAAUAAAGGCAACUCGUCAAAGUUAAAGUCUGCAUAUGUCGUCUCGAAAGAAGCCGACGAAACUGAUUCCCUUGCUGGCAAUGCCAGCUCUUCUGCAGAAACCAGUCCCAUGACAUCGGAACGAGGCUCCGAGCCUUGGUCAAUGGAAUCGAUAAACAAUUCGCUUAUAACAAAACCCGUGGCCGCAUCUGAGCUUGAGCAUAAGCAUGUAAAAGACUUGGUGCAAAUAAACAGGAUCAGCGAAGAGAGCGGUGGCACGCAGUACAAAAAGUCACUUAAUGGUGGGGAAAACGAUACCGAGAAUUUGUCGACCCAUUCUAAGCUGAAUGUAGUACCGUCCACAUUUUUCAAUGAGAGUGCGCUCACAUCACCGGAGGCCUUUGUCAUGUCCAAAUUGACUUCUAACCACUCGGGAUGGCCCGAUCCCGUGACUCCGGCCAGUCUGGUCGAAAGAAGGGAGAUGGAUGCGAACGUCACUCAGCUUUACUCUACUGGCUCUUCUUACAUGUCCAUUGCUACGGAAAAGAACGCUACAGGAGUCGCAAAGACUCUCACCAAAAGCGCUAAAAGGAAGCCUUUUGAGAACACAACCGAACAUGUCAACAUCAAAGGCUAUCUCAAGGCAGAUGGGGCAACUAGGCCGAAAACAAUGAUCGCCACAACGGCAAAGUCCAACAUUACCAACAUUGCCGUUUCUCAAGCGAGCUUGUCGGCGUCUGAUGCAAACGUGACCGAGUGGCAGUCCGAAGCCUUGAGGAACAUCUCCAAGACUGAUAGAGACCAUCCACACCGUUCACUCAAUUUGAGCGCUGCCACUUUUCAUCAAGAGUCCGUUUUGCGGAACAAAACGCACAAGUUUCUGCACGAUAAAAAGACGAGACACUCGCACGGAAAGUCUCCGGACAAGACUAGGUCUUCCAACAAAGAAAAACAGAUUGACACCACUGACAAAAACUCCGCGCUAAGCCCGACAAGGAAUACGACUUUAGUGGUCAAGGAAGUGAAGAAACAAUCGCGCGAACAGAAUGAUCCGCACGUACACGACGAUGAUACUGGUCAGCAUAGUGAGUCAAGAAACACUACGAUUCUCAAAAUGCACAAGUCCUCGGCGCGCAAAUCGCUACGAGUAAAAUCGUCGUAGUUUAUUGGAAAUACCUCGCUGACUGCUGGUGAAU